AUGGCCAUCGGCCGCCGCCCUAGGCUGGUCACCUUCGAAGAAAGAGAGCUUCAGGAGCAGUUGGAAGAACUGGAGGAACGCCUGCAGGACACGUCCGAGCGCAAGCCCUCCUCCGAGGGCAGCGUGGGGCACCGGCGGCAGAGCGUCACAGGGGAGGAGGAACUGGGCUUGCCAACCUUGGAACCCGCGCGCAAUGCCUUGGAUGAGUCCGUCUUCUUGGCCAGCGCUGCCCAGGCCAUGGCCUUCACGGACUUCGUGCAACUCACCACGGGCGCCGCCAAGAUCGAACGGAAAGCGGUGGCUUUAGGGCAGACCAUGGCAAAGCUGGUGGAGGGCCAGGUCAUUGGGAAACCUGAGGCACAGGGCAAAGAAUGGCAAGCAGUUUGCAGCGACUUAGUCCUCGACAUGGAGCAGGUGCUCGAUUUCAUCAAGGUCAACGGCCUGCCUGAUGGGAUCAUCGAGAAGUUCUGGCAGGAAAAGCAAAUGGAGAUCCGAGCAGCGCAACAGGGCGCCCUGGCGGCGACCGACGCAGAACGGCGCGCGAGGCGAGAGAAUGCCGCGAAGACGCGGAAGCUGGAGGGCAAGUUGGAGAAGGAAUUGCAGGAGCAAGAGAUGAAAAAGAAGCAAGUGCUGGCAGCGAUCGAGGGUGUGUGGGCACGUGUCGACAAAGGCGCACCAAGCAAGGAACCAGCCUCUCCCCGCGGCGCUGCGCCGCGGCCCACGGUGGCCGCACCGCGACCCACCAUGGUGGCGCCGCGGGCCACGGUGGCGUCUUCCGGUCCAGGAGCCGUUAUGGAACGCAUCUUGCUCCAGCACCGGAGCGACAUUGAAGCGGGGCACAAAUGUCGCAAGGAGUUGCUGCAGAAGAUCCGAGACUUGGAGCAGAAGCUCAGCGAGCUCGUGCCGGACGAGCACGAUGCCGGGGUGCGAGGCAAGCCGGCCGCCGAGCUGAUGCCCGGUGCGCCCGAAGCGGCGGAGGAGGCGGAGGAAGUGGUGGAUUGGAUGGGCCUCAACCGACACAGCGCUACACCGGACUCGAAGAGCGCCUCGGAACCCCGCUCAGGACGCUCCACGCCCGGAUUCCCACGGCAGAUCAGCGACAACGCGCGGCAGUCCCCAGGUGGUGAUGAGAAGAUCGAGGAGGAAGCAUCCAGUAGUAGCAGCUCGGCAGAGGAGCCACAGGCCUUGGUGAUGGACCCUUGGAUUUUGGCGUUUCCCUUCGACGAGCCGGCUUUGGCAAAGAAGAAGUUCGACUUUUGCAAAGCUAACAAAAUCAAGCCGCAGAAGCUGCACGACAUGUCGCGGCAGAAGAAGUAUCAGUUCAUGUUGAGGCGCUUGAUGAAGCAAGAAAAGCGAACCUUGGCUUUGAAACAGAAAUUGCUCUUGAAGUUCCUCACCGGAGAUGAGUUGCAGCGUGCAAAGGCGCAGAUGAAAAAGGGCCCGACAGACUUGGAGGCGGAGAGUGAGGCGGAUCGGCAGAAGCUGCAGGAUCGGGAGACGAUGAUCAGCAAGUUGUUGACCUUCUGGCACCGACGCAUGAAGACCCUGGAGGACGACCAAGAGUCUGAACGGGAAGCGUUCCGGCUGAAGGUCAAGGCCUUGCUCGAAGAUAUUCAUGCCUUGGCGACCGUCCUGGAAAAUGCCGCGCUGGCCGAGAAGCGGAAGCAGCGGAUCAAUGCUGAAGAUCUGAUCCGGCUGCGACAGCAGAAGGCCGAGGAGGCGGCACGGCAACAGGCGGAAGAGGAAAGAGACCGGACGAAGACCUAUGAGGCUCUCCAAGCCGCCCGGUCCAUCGAGGACAAGGGCAGCAUGUCGGCCUUGCAGAAGAUGGCCUCCUUCGCUCGCCGCACCAGUGGCUCGCUCGAGCAGCCCCAGGAGGAUGAUGCCCUUGAGCGGAUGCGUUUGGCCAAGAUGUUGCGGUCCUAUCUCUCGGAGCGUCAAGAGCAGCCCGGCGCGCGGACCUCUUCGUCCCAGCCCGGCUCGCCUGACUCUCCCGGGACGCCGUUGAGCCCCGGCGGAACUGGCCGCCGGGCGUCGGCCCGGAACCGCGGCGAUGAGAGGCGGCGCCUCUCCGCCGAGCCGCGGUCCCCGCGCGCGCUGAGCCAGGAUGAAGAGCUGCAAAUCUCCGCGACCACCUUCCACACACGCAGCAAAACAGGCGGCGAAGUGGAAGAGGUCCCCACCAAGACCUUGACCACGGCGAACUUGCAAAUGCUGGAUGGAGAGGAUCCGAAGACCAGAAGGACCAGCAGCAUUGCAACAGGCUUGAUGGGUGGCAGGCGUGCGAAAGGCACGGCCAAGAGGAAGCCCAGUGUGGCACAGCGGGACUCGAUCUUCGCCAAUCCGGCCGCCAUGUCCAGGCGUAUCACGGGGGAGGCCGUGUCGCUGGCCACCAUGUCCGCCAAUACCAUCGAGGUGACAUUGGCCGGCGUGAACGCACCAGAGAGGGAGAAGCCAGCAGAGGCAGCCAAACCCAAGGAAGCUGAGCCAGGCGUUGCGACGUCCUCCUCCGCGUCGGCGCCCGGGACCUCCUCCGCGCCGGUCUCGCAGAGUUGGAGCUUUGGACAGUUCCCCGUGGUGGCGCCCACACCAGGCGUAAGCAAAGGAAAAGAGCUGAAAGGAAAACUGAAGGGCCGCGGCUCGCUCUCAGGUCUCGGAGGCGGCGCCAACACCCUUCAGAUGGGUGUUGGUACGACACCUCAGGGGGGCACCACGCCCUCGAGGCGCCAGUCGCACCGUCCCAGCCGCAGCGCCUCGAUGGCCGGUCCCAGCACUCCGGGGACGCCGGACUUGUCCCCCGCUCAGAUGAUGCUGACGGUCUCUGGGAAGGAGGAGGCACGGCGAAGCCUCACGUUACCAGGAAACUUGAAGAGACCCGACUCUGCCAGGCGGAGGAAUGCGCAAAGCCCGAGCUUGCAGCUACAGGGCUCGGCCAGCCAGCCGGGCAGCCGGCGCGGCUCUGCCGAGGGGGACGAGGAAGAAGACGUCCGUGCGGAGAUGUUCCUGAAGACCGGCGUUUGUUCAGCGGAACACAGGGCGGUGCCAGGCGACUGCCAGGUGGAAGCGGCAGAGACCAAGCGAACCUUGUUGGAGCUGGGCGUGCCAGGUCAGGAACUCCUGGGCGAGGACCAUUGUCAAUGGGAAUAUGUGACGUGUGAGUUUCUAGGCUGCCACGUUAUUGAGCUCUACUGCCGGCAUAGCUGUCAAGGCCGGCUCCCGAAGGAGCUCAAGCUGAAACACCUGAUGGAGGUGGACUUGUGCAAGUCCAACGUCACUGGGGACCUCGCAAGCUUCCAACACACCCCCAAGCUCACGCGUCUCUUUUUGGACAAGUCGCGCAUGGGAGGCGACCUCAAGGAUUUGGAAGCGACCCCACUGCUGGAAGCCCUUAGCCUGGCCCAGACUCGCGUCGGAGGCGACAUUGCGGCCCUUGCGAAGUUACCAGCAAUGCAAAGCGUGCAGCUUCAAAACACCCAGGUGGAGGGAGAUGUCAAGGUGUUUGCAGCCUUUGGAGCUACGUCAGACCUGAUGGAGGUGAACUUGGCUUCGACCAAGGUGCAUGGCAACUUGACACACUUCACAGGUGCUGAGGACCUACAAAGGUUAGACCUCUCCAACACCCAGGUGACGGGGACUUUAGGACCCAGGACUUGGCUGGUGAAGGGUGAAGAGCUACAGGUGCUCAAUUUGGCAAAUACCUCCAUAACCUUCGAGUUUGAUCACAAGUACAGCAUCCUGCCCAGAUUGGAGUCUUUGAAUGUCCAAAGUUGCGAUCUCCGCGCGGACGUCAUGCACCUGCUGCACUCCUUCAGUCGUUCCGGCUCCUUGCAAACGAUCAUCGCCUCGGACGCCUCGCUCAGUGGGGAACUCCUGGCGCUCAGCGGUGCGGUGCCCAUCUCGAAGUCCCUGCUGACGUUGGACCUCUCAGGGAACAACAUCACCAGAGUGUGGCGCAUUGCUACCUGGGCCGAGUUUGGCCGGACCUUGACUUUACUACAGAGGCAGCAAAGCCCCGUGAGAGUGAGCAAGUAUGUCUUGGAGGCGGCGGUGGCCUCGCAGACCGUUUUUGACUUGACGGGCACCACCUUGUCGCACCGUCAAGAAGCGGCUGGCGAGCUUUUCGCCAGCGGUUUGCUGAAGAGUACCACAGAGUUUGCGUUGCGCGAUGAGCAGGGGGGCUUCGCAUGUAAAAACCUCAUUGCGGGGAGUCUUCGUGUGACACCAUCGCUGUUUCUGCCCGAGGAACUUUGCAGGUGUUUGCCUGGCUGGUAUGGGCAUGGAGCGCAGUGUCGUCCUUGUCCACCCAACACCUGGAAGGACAGCGUCACCAACGCUGACACGUGCCACCCGUGUCCAGCCAACAGCACGUCCUUGGAGGGCUCCAGCGAGUUGCGUCACUGUAAGUGCUACUUCGGAGAGUUGCACAACGGCUCCUGCAGUUGCAAUUCGCAACAUGGUCUACAGGGCGACAGUUGUGUGCCAUGCAGCAAGCUGAACUUGCAAUGCAGCCAGCCUGGAAGUAUCCUUUCUACAGCGGUGCCUGAGCGCGGCUUCCUACGCUUGGCGCCCGGCGCCGAGGAGGCACGCCGGUGCCCCGCGCCGGCCGAGGUGCGCUGCUCGGGUGGACACCGCUGCAGCGAGGGCUACAACGGCACGUUGUGCACGAGCUGUGCCGAGGGCUUUUGGGCCAGCGGACCACGCUGCCGGACCUGUGCUGAUGCCAGUUCCAUCUCUUUAUGGAUCCUCUCACUGCUCGCAGCCGUGGCGCUCCUUGUUGCCCUCCUCGUCUACUACCGCAGCCGCCUCUCGGGGUCCGAGCGGCGCAGGUCGGUCAGCGCUCGAGAACUCCUGCAGAAACUGAUCCUUCUGCAAGCCCCAGUCCUCCUCCAAACCGUGCAGCUUUGGAGUGUUUUGACGCGCUUGGCCACGACAGAAACGACGGAGCAGCGCGACGGAGAGCGCCUUCCUGAGAUCCCCUAUCUCGAAGCCUUGCAGCUGACAGCCUCGGAGAUGCAAAAUUCCUUAAACCUCCAGUGUCGCUGGGGCGAUGCCGCCGCCGUGCGCGCCUGGGCGGCGAUGAGCUCGCCCUUGGCCCCCUUGCUGUUGCUUGCGUGUUGUGCUGCUUUCGAACUCUUCCGCGCUGGCCUGGGCGUGAAUAUGGCUCUCAGGACCCUGACCUUUCUCUUCAUUGGUGGUGCAUCCUCCACCUCCCGCCUUUUGAGCUGUCAGAGCGUCGAUGGAGACGGGCACAGCUUGGGCGAGUGGGCCUUCCGCUCGGCAGUACCGACGCUUCGGUGCUCCAAUGGAGAUGGCCUGGGCUUCUGGGUGGACCUGGUGGGCUACAGUUCUGCUGUUGCAUACGGCCUUUUGAUCCCACUCUUUCUGGCUUGCCUAAUGCUUUGGCAGUCCUUCGCUUUGCAGGAAGCACGGCUCAUAUAUGCCCACGCCACCGUGGAGCAUGAGAAGAGCACGUUGCAACUGCAAACUCUCCAGGGACGGAUGUCCAUGGAUGAAGUACUUCCCAAGCGCCUGCUCGCGGCGGCCGCGGCCCAUUUGUCGGUCCAUUGCCGCGGGGAGAUGCUCGUGAACUUGGAGGACGAAAAGGUGGUUCUCACCUCGUUGGGGCAGCCGCAAGGUGAUUUUUACGAGGAGGAACCAAUGGAUCCGAUGAAGCUCGUGGCUGACCAGCAGACAGCCAAGAACUUGGACAGGCUCCGCAGCAAGCGCCUCUUCGAGAUGCUCUUGGAGCGUUUGAUGCUCGCAGAGGCCCGUGGCAGCGAUCGGCUCCUGACGGGCGCGCAGCCUCUCUUGUGGCCCAGCGGUGGAAGCGAAGUGGAAGGGACCGGCUGA
Durusdinium trenchii is the source of this 5850-nucleotide messenger RNA. The record is from the annotation of a GenBank genome assembly. NCBI's taxonomy places the organism in Eukaryota, Dinophyceae, Suessiales, Symbiodiniaceae.